Messenger RNA from Ipomoea triloba (trilobed morning glory), 884 nucleotides. Its product is annotated as high-affinity nitrate transporter 3.2-like. Bases 61 to 681 code for a protein of 206 amino acids. The record is from RefSeq and is a predicted model, not a curated record. The transcript is spliced from 2 exons. Gene Ontology annotation, cellular component: plasma membrane. Lineage: Eukaryota; Viridiplantae; Streptophyta; Magnoliopsida; Solanales; Convolvulaceae. Gene Ontology annotation, molecular function: nitrate transmembrane transporter activity. Gene Ontology annotation, biological process: response to nitrate; nitrate transmembrane transport.
AUCUCUAGCUCUCUUAAGGUUUCAAUUCUCUUGAAAGAUUGAUCUAAGCAAAGGGCAGAAAUGGCGAAAAUAGGAAGUUUUCUGGUGACUUAUUCGCUUCUGAUUUGUUGCUUGGCAGCCACUGGUUAUGGGGAAGUCUUGUUUUCUAGCCUCAAGAAAAGCCUUGAGGUUUCUGUGAAGCAUAAACAAGGCCAAGUUCUGAAGGCGGGGGAUGACGAAAUCACAGUAACAUGGUCAUACAACAGCAGUAGCCCGGCUAAGACGGACUCAAGCUACAAGAACGUGAAGGUGAAGCUAUGCUACGCGCCGGUGAGCCAAGUGGACCGCGCGUGGAGAAAGACGGAAGAUCAUUUGAAGAAGGACAAAACCUGCCAGUUCAACAUCGCCACUAAGCCCUACAACCCCAAACCCAACACCCUGAAAUGGAAGAUAGAGAGGGAUGUGCCCACCGCCACUUUCUUCGUCAGGGUUUACGCCUACAACGCCGAGGGUCACGAGGUCGGCUAUGGCCAAAACACCGACGCCAAGAAGACGCAGAACCUCUUCCAAAUUCAGGCCAUCAGCGGCCGCCACGCCACGCUCGACAUCUGCUCCGUCGUAUUCUCCGUCUUCUCCGUCGUCUCGCUCUUUGGGUUCUUCUUCCUGGAGAAGAGAAAGGCGAAGAGCGCACAGCAGAAGUAAUAAGCUAAGGACUGCUAUGUCGUCCUGGCCGGCCUGGGGAUUGUGUUCUGGGCGCGCUUUCAACAUAUAUUUCUUUUUCUUAACUUCUGUCUGGCAAUUAAUAGCAUAUCAUAUCAUAUCAUGUGUACGUAUUAACUUGUGUUUAGGUAGAAUUGCCCUUGUUUGGGUUGAAAAUUAAAGAUCAUCAAUUUUCAUAUAUUAUA